AUGCCGGGCCGCUGCCGUUCCGCGCUGCGUCACAAGAUGACGGCAGCGAGCCGAGGUGCGGCCGGGCCUGCAGUGCGGCGUCGGGAUUUGCGGGCAAACUGGCGAUGGAGUGCGAGGCUGCUGUGCACACAGCGCCUUGCUGUUGCAGAAGCUGAAGGAAUUGAGCCUUUAAUAAAGACCUUAAAUGCUGAGAGACACAGAGCCAUUGCUAAUGCUGCUGCAGUGCUAACAAAUAUGGCCAUGCAAGAGCCUUUGCGCUUACGUAUUCAGAGCCACGGCGUGAUGAGUGUGCUCACAGGGCCGCUACGUUCUGCCAGCAGCCAGGUGCAAAGCAGGGCAGCACUCACUGUGGCUGCCUUUGGUUGUGAUGCUAAUGCAAGAAGUGAGUUAAGAAAUGCAGGUGGAUUGGGACCACUUGUUGAGCUGCUACAUUCAAAGGAUAAAGAAGUCAGAAGAAAUGCCUGUUGGGCUGUCAUGGUCUGUGCAAGUGAUGAACUAACUGCUGUCGAACUGUGCGGGCUAGGUGCUCUAGACAUCCUAGAAGAAAUUAAUCUGUCAAGAGGGUGCAGAAAUAACUUUAGUGAAGCUGCUUUGGAAAGGCUACUUGAUAACAAUCUUUCCCAAAAGUACAGCCAAAUGGGAUAUUUAUCACCAAGUAAUGUCAUUACUGAUGGAUUCUAUGAUUAUGGUAAGAUAAAACCUGGUGUAAAACUUCUGUCUUUGGAAGAACUGAGUAUGCAAGAGCUUACUGACCAUCGGGCCAUAAUCUUCAUUAAUGCUAAGCCACAAGAAGAUGUCCUUGCAGUAGAGGAAAAGCCACAGCAUUUAUCUUAUGAACAGACUACUUUGUCACCUUUUACUUCAAGAAAAAGUAGUAGAGAAAAAGUAAGAAAAGGGAAAGGGAAGAAAGAGGAAAAAAUGAAAGGAGUUGAGAUUAUAUCUGAAGUCCAGGAUGAAAUAAAUCCAGAAGAUGCACAGUGGCAACCACCGCCUGACUUCAUGUUAAUGGAUUAUAUUAAUGAUGCUUCUAAAACAAUUCUACCACUCACUACUACUCGGGAGCAGGUUGUGGCUCUUGCACAGUUUGUUGCAGACAAAAUGGGUGGUGCAAUUGAAAGAGACAAACUACACGAUUUCAGCUGGGAACUACACAUAAGUGAAAUAGAAUUUGAACUGAAAUCCAACAUUGUGCCUAUUGGGAAAGUUAAAAAAGGAACAUUUUACCACAGGGCUUUACUUUUCAAGGUGAUAGCAGACAGACUUGGAAUUGGCUGUAGUUUAGUUCGUGGCGAGUAUAACAGAGGUUGGAAUGAAGUUAAAUUGGUUGAUGACUCUCCUCAAGGAGUAACUGGGCUUCUGCUUCCUCCUCAAGAGUAUAUUGUAGAUCUAAUGUUUGUGCCAGGCUUUCUGAUGAAACAAGAAAGCGUAGAGGCUGAUCAGUACAAAUAUAUUUAAUCACACCCAAAUUUCUCAAAAAUAAGCAUUUUAAGAUGAUUACAUGCUAUUAUUUAUGAAACAAAAGGGGGUUGCAGUCCAAAGAAAAAAUAUGUAUUUCUACAGACAUUUGCUGAAAGACGCUCUUCAUUUUCUGAGAAUUCACUUUAGAUAUCUGCAUUUGGUAUGUGGUUCUAAACAUAGAAUUAAACAUAUUUUACAUAACCAACCUCAGUUCUUAGAAAUUAGGUAGGGAGUGGAGACUAUUAAUGUUGAUACUAUAUUAAGACUAAAACUAAAAUUUAGUAGAUCAAGAAUAUUUGAUAUAUUGUGCUUAUUAAAUAGGUUUAAAUUAUUUCCAAACUACAUUUUUUUUUUCCUUAUGGUUCUUCAACAGUGUACUUUCUGCCUCUGGGGAAAACAUUCCAUUUAUAUUUCUUGGAACUUGCUAUAAUUAUGGAUAAUAUAUUCUAUGUAAAAUUAAAUACUGUUUGUCCUGGCACAGAGAAAAGAGAUGAUAAAUUAGUGCUUGCAAUCUCCCUUUAAUUUCUAACUGUAAGGAUUCUGUGAUUUCUACCUUUCUAAUGAAUGUGAACCAGCAAAGCAGGAGACUGAAGGCUGGUGGUGUUGUCAGUGGGAUUUUGAUAUGAGAGGACUUAAUGCCUUGACCCUGCACACUUCUCUGUGUUUGCUUGUUCUGCAUGUAUAGAGACUGUUACGGCAAAUAGGAUUCUAAGUGGAUAAUUUCAGUCUUUUUAGAUCAGUUUGCUGGCUCAUAGACAUUUCUGAGGGGUGCUUCUGUAGCUACACCUAGCUACUGAAAAAGAUUCUUCUAUUUUCCCCAAAGUAUAUGCAGAGGCAGCACGGAUUGUUGGCAGCAGCAUACCAGUGUUUCCAUGCUUCCCCUCUGUCACCCUUGGUCUCUGGUCAGUAGUUGAGCAUCCAGGUUAAUUUCCACUUGUUUUAUCUUUAUGUUAGCAAGGGACAACUGCUGUCUAAUUCACGGAAUUAAUGCAUUUCAGAUAGUUUCUGAUUUUACUAAUUCACCAGUAGCUCCUCUGCAUGAAUCUGAGCCUCUUCUAUUAUGUGACUCCCUUCUCCAAAAAUCCAACUUGUUAUCACCACAGUGUCAAAAUGGAGGCUGUGCAGAGGCAGCAGGCUUUUACUGGCUAGUGUGCCAACUUGGUUAAAAUAGAGAAGUGCAUUAAUACACUCAUUAUAUUCAUAGCUCUCGUGGUAGUUUUUACAAAGCCAUCUUCCCCCACAACUCACUGCAGUACCUGUUUUCUUCAGAAAACUUGAAAAUAAGCAAAAAAUUCCCCAGGCAAUGCAAAACCCCAAAACAGCAUGUAUAGAAACCCUUGUAUAUGCCAUCACAGCAAAGCAGAAGAAUAAAGGAGGGCAAAAGUCUAUCUGCCCAAGUCGCCUAUCUCCAGAAAUGAUCGAUAAAGCAAAGGUUAAGAACACGGCACAAAUACACUUCUGCAUUUCCAGAGCAGUUUGCAGUUCAGGGGCUGUGCCUGACGCAGAUGUCACCAAGGGGAGGAUCACAGGGCUCUGCUCCAGCACCUUUCCAUGGGCUUUGCUAGACUGCUGUGUGGCUGUGGGGUGUGAUUGUUUCCUGCUCUUUACCAGUAUGGCCAUUAGAGCAGAACUUUGCUGAUAAAUGAAAAGCUCUUUAGACCUCUUAAUGAGCUAAUUAUUUUUCUAUUAUAAAAAUGCUACCUCUGACACUGAAAGAUAUCAAGUAUUUUGGGAUGACUACCUGGCCUUCCUUGUCCGCUAUCACCAGGCAGGAUUCACACUUCAGAUACGGGUGGUGUAUGUGCAGCAGUGCCAGCAAUGUGGGGGCAAAAAUGCGCUCGUGUGUGUCUUUGACCUAUAAAAAUGUUAUUUGUAGGACAUAGCAGGAACUCAUGUGUUGGAGGCUCAGUGAGCUAGUAAAAGCUUCUUUCUCAUUAUGGAGGGAGCCUAUUUGCAUGCUAAUUAACCAGCCUGCUCUUCCAGCUCAUUGAUGUUUCACUGACAUGCUGAGAUGCCAUCUAUGGAAACUGUGUGCAAAGCAGAACCAAAGACAGCUCCUGCUUGAAGCUGAAUAAAUGCUGAGGGACAUUUAUUUAAGGCAAAUGGCAGGCUGGAAGGUCUGACCUCCCCGGGCUGGGCAGCCGCAGCCAAAGGCCUGUUUUAGACUAUGAGACAAAAAGCUCACAGCUCUUUAGUAAAAGACUCUCCUAAAAAGUGCAGAGCUGUUUGGUUGUGCAGCCUUUUCUAGUCUUCCAAAAUCUGCCUACUGCUUCCCAUCGCUCCCUUGUGACUGCUGCAGAAAACUGCCGGAUACAACAGAUUCCUAUAUGAAUUCCAUAGCAUGCAACAUAUUCCCCUUUGCGAUGCUAGCAUCGCGCAGGCUUGCUCCAGAGCACUGUGCUGCCUUCCUGUGGAGCAGGAGCUGCUCCAGGGAGCCCACACCCUGCUGCAGUGGGCCGAGCACUGGCACACCAGAGAGCUCCCAGCCUGCAGGCCCUGCUCUCUGCUGCUCUGUUCUUCUUUCUCGUGCUAUCUCCAUGAGACGUCCCUAAACUAUCCCAUUGUUUAUGAUAUUAGCUUAUUGUGUUAACCUAUGUCCUUCAACAAAUGAGCAGCUCUUUCUAGUUAUAAAAGGAUAUAAGGUUUUGGUGGUAGGAAAAAAAAUCACCAAAAAGUGUAAUAGCAAUGGAGUGUAUUAAAUUCCUUUUUAAUUCAACUUCUCUGCACAGGAAGCUUUUAGUGACAGAGCUUGAAAGAAGAGUUCUUAAAGGCCAAGUGUCAAAAGGAUAUUCUAGAGUCAAAAGGAUUUUCAAAAUGUCAUUAAUUUUAAUUGGCAUUAGGGAACAAAUUAGAAAGGAUAUAGGUGGAGUUCUGCUCUGUGAUACAAGAGAUUUCGUUAAUGACAUCUAAUAUCUAAAGUUGAAAAAGUAGUAUGUUUUCUGAUAAAUAGGCUCUCUUCAGACACAACUUACCUGUGGUUGAUUGCUGCUGUCAUACAGCCUCUUCUCCAAGAUAACAGCAAUAGAAUGAGAGGGAAUGGCCUUAAGUUGCACCAAGUGAGGUUCAGAUUGGAUGGUAGGGAAAGUUCCUUCUCAGUAAGAGUGGUGAUGCAUUGGCACUGGCUGCCCGGGGAGGUGGUGGAGUCACUGUCCCUGGUGGUGUUCAAGAACUGUGUAGAUGUGGCACUGAGGGAUGUGGCUAGUGGGUGUGGUGAGAGUGGGGUGGAAUUGGACUAGGUGAUCUUGGUGGUUUUUUCAGCCCUGAUGGUUCUAUGAUUCUGUGAUUCUAUCUGUGAAUCCCUCAAGCAAUCUUUCCAGUCAGAACGACUUAUCACACUGCUCCACUCUCUGACACAGUUCUCUGUAGAUAUUCUGGAGAUAUUCAAGUCUUGCCUGGACGCCUACCUGUGCGACCUGGUGUAGGGAACCUGCUUUGGCAUGGG
Meleagris gallopavo (turkey) is the source of this 4900-nucleotide messenger RNA. Lineage: Eukaryota; Metazoa; Chordata; Aves; Galliformes; Phasianidae. The record is from RefSeq and is a predicted model, not a curated record.